Mobula hypostoma (lesser devil ray) is the source of this 2583-nucleotide messenger RNA. RefSeq names its product ALG13 UDP-N-acetylglucosaminyltransferase subunit (gene alg13). Gene Ontology annotation, molecular function: cysteine-type deubiquitinase activity. The coding region runs from base 1 to 2583 and encodes 860 amino acids. The record is from RefSeq and is a predicted model, not a curated record. The transcript is spliced from 23 exons. Gene Ontology annotation, biological process: protein deubiquitination. NCBI's taxonomy places the organism in Eukaryota, Metazoa, Chordata, Chondrichthyes, Myliobatiformes, Myliobatidae.
AUGCAGAAGGGGGUUAGGAAGUAUUUUGGCCAGAAGUGUCUGAGUGAAGUGACCAUGGACGAGUAUUUGGGCACCCAGGGACUCUACCGAAAACUCACCGCUAAGGAUGGCUCCUGCCUCUUCAGGGCGGUCUCUGAGCAGCUGUUUCUGACACAAAUACAUCACUUGGAGAUUAGAAAAACCUGUGUUACCUACAUGAGAGUGAACCACUGCAAAUUUGAAGAAUUUAUUGAUGGUUCCUUUGACAAGCACUUGGAACGUUUGGCUGAUCCUAAGGAAUGGGCAGGUGUCUUGGAGAUGAAUGCGCUUUCACUGAUGUACAAUUGUGAUUUUCUCAUUUACCGGUAUCCUGGAAAACCUCCCAUGCAAGGCACAAAUAAUGGAUUUGAGAAGAAGAUUUUGCUGUGCUCUUCCAACAAUGGCCAUUAUGAUAGUGUCCUUACAAAGCAGUUUCAAGGGGUUGCAGCUGUGUGUCAAGCGGUUGUAUAUGAAAUAUUGUACAGAGAUGUCUUUGGAGUCGAUGAAGAAGAACUGCGAGGAGCAGUGGAACUAUUCCGUAAUCACGGCAAGAAAACCAGGAGAACAAGUACAUCCCAAGGCAAUGAUGCUGAACAUCUUUCUGAAAAGGUUGUACGAAAAAAUGGCAAAGAAAAUAGUGAAUUGGAGAGCUCACCAGAGGAGAAAAUGGCAACGCAUUCUACAGAAGAAAUUAAGACUGUGGAUGGCCCAUCAAAGAUGCCAUUUCCCUUUAAGGUGUUGAAGGCGCUGGAUUCAGAAAUUUAUCGCAAUGUGGAAUUUGAUGUUUGGCUUGACAGCAGGAAAGAGCAGCAGAAAGUGGACUAUAUGGUGGUUUCUGGACAGCAGUACUGCUUGGGGGAUAAAUGCCAGGUGAAACUUGAGCAAGGAGGGAAAUACUACAAUGCUCACAUUCAAGAAGCAGGACAAGAUGGCAACUCGGUGACUGUCUUCAUAGAAGAAUUAGCUGGAAAGCACACUGUUCCUUUGACUAAUCUGAAGCCAGUGACUCAAGUAACACCAGUUCCUGCCUGGAAUAUCAUUUCAAACCGAAAAGGUGGAAAUUACCAGAAGAUACCCAGUGGCUACAUUUCGGAGUUGGACCUUGAUCCAAAAUCACGCAGGCGGUUAUUAAAAAAGAUGCGUGGGAAACAGGUCUUCAUGGCAUUUGCUUAUGGGCGAGGCCAAUCUGUUCUUCCUCCUCGAUUGCAACAUAACGUUCCUUGUGGAAGAUCUUCACCGCUUCCUUCACCCCAAAAUGGCACCUUUUCUCCUUAUGAUCAGUAUAGAGUCCCUCCGCCUCCAAGAAAUGGAAGAAACAGCUAUACUCCAAGGAAUCAGACUAAUCGAUGUGUGAGUCAACAUGGCUUUGAUCCUGAUUAUAUCUACGGCUUUCCUGGCCAGGGAAAGAGAUGUUAUCAGCAUUAUGAUAAUUUCACCUAUAGAUCACGUUCUUGCAGCAGAAGUCGCAGACCCUUUCAGUAUGUCAACAAGGAUUGCCAAUUUGGCUAUACACCAGAGAAUGAAGAGCCAAGAACAAUUGAAGAAACUGUUGCUUUCUAUGAAAUUGAGGAAGGAAAUGAGCCACAUUUUCCUACUGUACAAAGCCAACCUACUUCCUCUUCAGUUGUGCAAGCUCCAGCUAGCUACUGGGUAACAAGUGGAAGUUCAGUGUCUGUUGGCAAGCAGGUCACUCCUGAAGAUGCUGAUGAACCUAGUGAUGAGGGGGAAUAUCAUGAAGACUUUCUUUAUGCAACAACAGAUUCUGGGUACUCUGAUCCAACAAUAUAUAGUGCUUUGGAGUCUACAGCUAACCUGAUGGGAAAUUCAACAGUGAUAUCAACAUCCUCUUGUGUCAGUGCAGCCUCUGGUGUAGAGUUCUCCUCCAACUCACUAGAAGCAAGCCAAACUACAGUGACCUAUGCAACAGUGCCACAUCAGGCACUUGCACCACCUGUUCUUGUGCCUUCUCAUCCUGUUGGUAGACCGGGUUCUUUCCUGCCUGUUAAUGAAAUGGGUGAGACUGUGAGUCCUUCUGCACCACCCCCAUAUUCCUGUGACCCCAAUGGCAAUGAUCUUCCUCUAGAUAGAAAGGUGGUUCAGUAUUACUUCAACCUUGGAUUGCAGUGUUACCACCAAAACUGUUGGCAGUCAGUGGUCUGUAUGCCACAACAUCAACCGGUGGAUAUUUAUCCAGUUUUCCCUGCAGCUGCCCAGUUUGUUGAACAGUUAACUGUGCCACAACAGUACGGUGAUAAUGGGAGAAACGAUGACCAUCCGACUUCCUCAGACACAAUGUCCAAUGGUUAUACUGCUGCAGAGUCUCAUCCAGCAACUCAUUCAACAGUAUAUUAUCCAAUGCUGACAGACCAGUAUAUUCAGCCAGCUAUAUCUACUUAUGAUCCUUGCAUCCCUCUAACAAAUACAGUUCAUUAUGUUGGCCCUUGGUAUCCCGCAAAUCAGACGUGCCCCAGUUCAAGGCUACAGAACACAACAUGCCCAGGUCCCCCACCUCAGCUGAAUUAUGUUGCACCUGCCAAUCAGCCAACACACUAUGUAUCUCACUAG